This is a messenger RNA of Diorhabda carinulata, 481 nucleotides long. It is a transcript of the gene SNRPG, whose product is annotated as probable small nuclear ribonucleoprotein G. Gene Ontology annotation, molecular function: RNA binding. Lineage: Eukaryota; Metazoa; Arthropoda; Insecta; Coleoptera; Chrysomelidae. Gene Ontology annotation, cellular component: U2 snRNP; precatalytic spliceosome; catalytic step 2 spliceosome. The transcript has 3 exons. The coding region runs from base 159 to 389 and encodes 76 amino acids. The record is from RefSeq and is a predicted model, not a curated record. Gene Ontology annotation, biological process: mRNA splicing, via spliceosome; spliceosomal snRNP assembly.
CUCUCUUUAACUCUAGUCACUAAUCAUUCUUGUUCUUUUUCUAAAUUUCUACAAAGCUUGUCCAUUUUAUGCCGCUUGCUCUUGAUUAAAGUUGAUGACAGGUUUAAAUUGAAAAAUUGCUAGCCGUUUAUUUUCCCCAGUUUCUAUAAGCUUAUAAAAUGUCUAAAGCUCAUCCACCAGAAUUAAGAAAAUUUAUGGAUAAGAGGCUAACCUUAAAAUUGAAUGGUGGUCGACAAGUUACUGGUAUUUUACGAGGAUUUGAUCCAUUUAUGAAUUUAGUAGUUGAUGAAUCUUUCGAAGAAUUUAAAGAUAAGAGUAAAGUUAGUAUUGGGAUGGUGGUUAUUCGUGGAAACAGCAUUAUAAUGUUGGAGGCAUUGGAUAGGAUCUAGUUUUCAGUUUAUAAUGUAUGAUAGAAUUAAUUUUUGGUGUUAAAUAAAUGUAAUGGAAUUAAGACUAAUAAAUACAGACAUUUUGUAAAAAA